This is a messenger RNA of Austrofundulus limnaeus, 1749 nucleotides long. It is a transcript of the gene rec8b, whose product is annotated as REC8 meiotic recombination protein b. The coding region runs from base 113 to 1588 and encodes 491 amino acids. Gene Ontology annotation, molecular function: chromatin binding; protein binding. NCBI's taxonomy places the organism in Eukaryota, Metazoa, Chordata, Actinopteri, Cyprinodontiformes, Rivulidae. Gene Ontology annotation, biological process: double-strand break repair; meiotic sister chromatid cohesion. The transcript has 18 exons. The record is from RefSeq and is a predicted model, not a curated record. Gene Ontology annotation, cellular component: meiotic cohesin complex.
UCCAAUCACUUUUUGUUUAAGGUUCGCAGCUACCAGAGGUUACCGGGUGACUCGCAGGGAUUUUCUCAAAGUUAAUGUAGACUUAACCUGCAGAGACAUUUUGGAUUAUGUGAUGGCACAAGUUCCGGCGCCGCUGCCCAACCAGCCCAAUCCUCGCUUCUCCCUCUACCUGUCGUCGCAGCUGCAGUAUGGAGUGGUGGUGGUCUACCACAAACAGUGUGGCUAUCUGCUGGAGGAGACUCAACACAUCGUCAACCGCCUGCUGCGCACCAAAACUGGCCUGCAGAUCGACAUGGCUGAAGCUGACAGGAUGACCUUUGACCUCGCCGAUGGCCUGAACCUGAUGGAGGAAGCAGAGGGAGCUCAUGACCCUUUCUUUGGUCUCAUGAAGUCCCCGCAGCUUCCCAGCCCCAAUAAAAUGCAACAGGUGGAGUGUAUCAGCAUGGGUUCGGAGGUGUUGCCCUUCGUCGAGUUGAGUCUCAAAGAAGACGGUUUCGUCUCGCCUCCGGCCUCCAUCACCAUGACGGAGAAGGAGCCGGUCGUCCUGAACGCUGCUGAGUGUUUCGAGGGAGAUGACCUUCCYGAACCCACGGCCGCAGACAUCGACUUCCUGAUAGAUCAGCCUGAUCAGUUUCACCCAGCUCCUGAAGUAGAAGUGGACAGGAAGCAGAGCGGGGACAGGACCAGCGACCAGGAGGACAUGUCUUCUAUCAGACCUUUGAAGGAGACAAAGCUGGGGACGGACUGGGACAGCGAGUGGCUGCUGGACCAGCAGGACACUGGGGCUGCUGUGGAGAAGACGCCUCCUCGCCAGGUGCUGUCGAGYGAGGUGGUCGUAGAGCAGCCUGCAGGAAGUCCCAGUGAGGAGGUUGUCCCUCCUGUGAGGAAGAGGCAGCCAGGAAGACGUGGACGUCAGCUGGUCUUCGCGGACGUGACGACUCAGAUCUCAGACGAAGCCAUGCAGGAGCAGAUCAGAAACCCGCUGAUCCAGACGCAGGAGCUGAAUAAAGUGCUGGUGGACCUUAAGAAGCUGACCAUGGAGGCCUCCCCUGCUCAGCUCUACGGCGCCCCCUGCUGUAAAUCUCUCACCCAGGUUGAUCUCCUSUCUCUGUGGAAACAACUAGCCUCCAUCGACAAGCUGCAGAGAAGCGAGGAGACGCCAGGAGGGCAGGACAUGGAGAUGCCACUCAACGAGUCCGGACUGCAGUCCUCCGAGGGUUCCACUGUGUCGGACCUGGUGCUGGACCGGUCCAAAGGGGACCGGAGCGACUUGAUGAUCCCUGUCAACAGGAGGUCUCCUCAGGACAUCCAGCCCCCGAUGGAGCCGAUCCUGGAGGAGCCCAUCGACCUGCCGGAGGCUCCGUCAGACAUGGAGGACAGGAACAGCUGGGUCACCUCCACCCUGCAGCUGCGCCACGAGGUGACCUUCGGCUCGGUGCUGCCCCCGGAGGCCGACCGCUUCACUGCGGCUCAGAAGUUCCACAAACUGCUGGAGCUGCUGACAGCCAAGCAGCUGGCCGCUCAUCAGACCGAACCGUACGAUGACAUCAUCAUUACUCCAGGAGGCGGGCUCAAGAUGGACGACUGAGCACGGCCAACYUGUUUUACUGUUCGAGUUCAAAUGAAUAUUUUACCUUUUUUUUUUACUAACAUUUGUAGUUUUAAACCGUUUUUAAAAAUACACAAUUAUUGAUCCCUGUAUUAUUUUAACACGUUUUAAGAUUGAAGUGUUUUAAGUUUGUUUUUAAG